CCACGUGACUCCCCCACGCGCCCCCACCCCCCACGUGUCCAAGCUAAGAUGGAGGCGGCGGUGGCGGUGGUGAAGAAGGCCGCGCUGGACCCGGUGACCGCGGCGCUCGUGUCGCUCAUCCUGGAAAUCGUCUCCUCCAUGGACGAGUCGGAGCGCCUGCUGCUCUCCGACUCGGAGGCGCCCGAAGACGACGACCUACAGCUGAUGGUCGCCGCUCUGCUCUGCCGGCAGGGCUCCGAGAGUGUGGCGAGCAUCAUUCAGAGCACAGAGGAGCUGAUCCCUCAAGUUAGCCCCGAUGUGUUCCGCCACCACUUCCACGUGUCUCGCCAGACCUUCGACGUGCUUGUCAGCCAGCUGGCGCGCUGCCCCGAGUUCCCCACGGAGCCCUACCAUGGGGGGCGCCCCCCGAUCCCGCUCACCAAGGUGCUGCUUGUGGCACUGUGGACGCUGGCCACUCCCGAGUGCCUGCGCACGAUUGGCGAACGCUUCGGCAUCCCGCGCUCCUCCGUGCUCACGUGCCUGCGCAGGGUGUGCGCCGCCACCAUCAACAACCUCAUGAGGGACUACCUGGUCUGGCCCUCGCCGGAAGACUUCGAGGGCAUCGCCGCGGAGUUUGAGCGCCAGAAGGGCUUUCCGGGUAUAAUUGGCGCACUGGACGUUUGUCACAUCGCAAUCAAAGCUCCCACGCUGAACCCAGAAAACUACUACAACCGCAAAGGGUUUUUCUCACUGGUGCUUCAGGCGGUGUGUGACGCCAAUUACAAGUUCCUCGACUGCUUCACCGGUUGGCCCGGGUGCAUCACGGACUUCUGCGUGCUCAAGAAGUCCCCGUUGUUUGAAGAGGCUGAGCAGACGAUACCCCUUCAGUAUCACAUGGUGGCGGACAGUGCGUAUUACCUCAAGUCGUGGCUGAUGACGCCGUAUCGGGAGACCGGCAUGCUCUCGGAUCGUGAGCAGAAGUUCAACUUUGUGCAGAUAUCCACCACGAGCGUGAUCGAGAGGGCCUUUGCCAUGUUGAAGGGCCGGUUUUGUCGCUUGAAGUACCUGGACAUGUCCGACAUGAACGGAAUGGUGGAUGUGAUCAUGACGGCCUGUGUGUUCCACAACAUUUGUCUGUUGCACGAGACCGAGCUGGAUGACUUUGCCGACGAGUCGAGCAGCAAAGACGUUGUCAUCCACUAUCCCACGGAGGACAUCGCAUUUCAGGACGAUGCCGGAGAAAGGAAACGGGAAGAAAUUGCCAACUUGCUUGGGGCCGGUUUUGAACAAGUGUGUUAAACCUGUCGUCCAAAUAACACGGAAGUCAAAAUCUAAAUUUAUUUUUGGCGACUCCGUCCCGCUACACACAUAAAUGACGCGACCCACCUGGCGCGGAUCAUUCUGUUGUCAUCCAAGCGCAGCAAGGACGACAACAGAAGAUACAAAACUUUGAUUAGUGCAUCGUGUACAGCUCGUCGCUCGCCUUCAACAGACAAAAUGACGUCGCAACGCAGUUUCAUGUGAGAGCUGGUGGGGACUUAUGGGACCUCGGGGUCAGUGUAGCCCAUGACGAGUGAAGAAAUGCAAAGGUUAUCAAUAUGGGUUUCUUUAUUGCCACAAAAAGUUUAUUUUUUAUAUGAUGGAAGCUACCAAUUUUACUUUAAAGAACAUGAACCCGUAUUUUCGCUAAAUUUCGGUCUCAAUACCUGCAAUUAUUUGCAUCUCUGCAAAUGAAAUUCCCACAUUUGCUAAACUUGUCCAUUGAAAAUGUAAAGGGUGGUGCUACCCCAAAUGAGCACUUGUAAACACCUUUAAAAAUCUUUGAGAUAAUAUUAAUUGCCAGUGAUGUCACUAUUGUAGUAACACUUGACCGUCGAGCUUGAGGACAGACUAACCAAGGUACUUGUUUACAAGAUAAAAGCCAGUUUUGUAUCUCUAAACAGCAACCUAAUGAGUCGCAAAUCAGUGCCGUCUCCCUCGGCGGCGGUGGUUCGAGUGCUCACGCACCCCUGUGCGAUUUCCCCCCCCCCCCUCCUUGCUGGCCACUCGCCCUUCUCUCAACCUGACAGGCCCGCAAGUGACGGCCAUUAAUGAGCUGGAAGUGCUCAAAAGUUUAUUGUUUGCAACAUCAAUAGGAACUGAUAACUAAGUCCAUGAUUAAACAUCUCAAGUGAAAGGGGUCCUGGAGAGAAAAGGAAAUGUGAGGAAAAGGUAUGAAUUGUGGAUAUUUUGCAAGGUGGUGUCUUAGAAGAAAAACUGGUAUAUGAACAGUUUUCAUCAGCUGAUGUUCGCUGUAAAUGCAGUUGAUACCAGGUCUGAAACAUGUUCUUAACACUGCUUUCGAGUCUUUCAGCAGAGCUCGGACUGGUGGUAGCCCACGGGCUAAAUGUGGCAUUGAGGGCUAUUGAAAUGGCCCACAUUAGGGUCCACCAAGACUUAAAGAAAUAGAGAUUGCUCAGAUCAACAAUAGACGAUAAAGAUGAGACUUGGAGAUAAGAGAUGCAGAUUUGUGGUCAAAUGUACAGACGUUUUUGAAAUCAUACCACGUGGACGUCUUAACGUUUGUAAAUGUGACAUGUUACGCAAUCCGCCAGCACACUAAUUAUAUUGUGGCCCACCAGAUAAUAUAUUUGAAGAACCCUGCCGUCUUGCAACAGCAAGAUGUAAUGAAAUGCGUGGUAAAGGUAUGCACAUUGAAAAGCUUUUCCUAUGUACUUGGCAUUAUGAAAAUAUAUAUAAUGCAAAUGACAAUUUAGUGAUAUUAUUUCUUUCACUAUCCUUAUUAUGCAUACCAUUAUAUGAAAAUGAAGUGUGCAGGCAAUUGGAGCAAGACAGUGUUUGAGACGGACAACAUACUGGGAAUCGUAAAAAAAAGACCUUUGAAUUUAGGCUCCAAAUUGUGAGAAUAUUCGAAUUAACACCGUAAUAAAAUAGCUUUUCUGUACUCUGUUA
Molecule: messenger RNA, 2931 nt
Organism: Lethenteron reissneri (Far Eastern brook lamprey)
Lineage: Eukaryota; Metazoa; Chordata; Hyperoartia; Petromyzontiformes; Petromyzontidae
Product: putative nuclease HARBI1
Source: RefSeq, a predicted model, not a curated record